GUUGCAUUCUCUUUGGUUUCGGUUUGGUGGCUUCGACGCUGCAUUUCUUUUUCGGCCUCAAAAAAAAAAAAGUAAUUUGAAAUAAAAUUGGGGUUUCAACUAAAUUAUAGAAAAUUCCAACCUGAAAAUGGCAAAAGGAUCAAAAAUCAAUGUAAAAGACAAAGUAGACGAUAAUGUUUGCGAUUUGAGCUUGUGCGAACUGAAGGAAGUUCCGGUCAAAGAAAUUGCAUCAUUUAAACGUGUAAAUGUCUUGGAUUUGUCGAGCAAUCUUUUAAUGUCCCUAGGGAAAAAUUUUAUCAUCCUCACUCGAUUGGUUAAAUUGGACUUGAGUAAAAAUCAAAUAAAAUUUUUACCCGAUGAUUUUGGUCUGUUGCGGAAUUUACGUCACUUGGAUUUAUAUGACAAUCAACUGGAACACUUACCUCUGAGUUUUGGCGAUCUCACAAAUUUGCGUUAUUUAGAUUUGAAAGGAAAUCCAUUGACACCGGCUUUGGCUAAAAUUGUUGGCAUAAAUAUGACAAUGAAAGACUGUCAGGAUUCGGCAAAAAGAACGGUGAAAUUUAUGUCUGAUAUGCAAAUUGAAGCCAUCAAGGCUAAAGAACAAUAUCGGCUGGAAAUUCUACAAAAACAAAUGGCCAAUGGCAAGGAAAUGGAUGAAGACAACACAACGUCGUCUAACAACGGCGAGCAACAAUCAAAAACAAAAAAGAAUAAAAAGACAAAAUCAAAAAAGAAAAAUGCUAAUGGCUCGGAAGCAUCAAAUAAGAGUGGAGCUGCUACAACUUCUUUAAUGGCAUCUAAUGACAAUAUUACCAUAGCAAAGGCAAACAAAUCGAAAAAGUCUGCAAAUGGUGUUAUAAAAGGUUCAUCAUCAAACUCUUCAAGUACUGCUUUGACAUCCUUGAUGAUUUUCCUCCUGAUGGUUGCUUUCAAUGUUGUACUCAUCUAUAUGAUUAUGUUUAAAAAUCCUGAAAUUGCCGAGAAGCUGGUUGAAUCAAUACCGCAUCAAUAUCGUGAUUGGAUUUUAACAAAAACGGAAAUAUUUCGUCUGCGUGUUACCGAUUGGAUUACUCAAUUUCGUACACCACCCGAAGAACACUGACGGUUUAUCUAUUUGAAGCCAUAAGAGGUUUGGUUUAUUUGUUCUCUAUACAAAUCUCUGGUAAUUUUUAAUCGAUUAAAGUUUAUCUGUGAUAAACUAAUCGAUAAGAGAUGGCUUCAAAUAGAAUAUAAUAUAGUUCAUUUUUGGCUCUAAUAUUUUCGAACACCCCCUUUUGUAUAACAUAGUAGACUAACCAAAGAAAAUUUUGUAAACUUUCACAAAGUAAAAGUAAUUUUUUAUAUAGAAAUUUAUAAAAGAAAUCGUAUUAAAUUUUAAAAGAAACGAAGAGGAAUAUAAGAAAACAUAACUGCCAUUAUUUGUAGCAAACAUUUUUCACUUUGUAACUAUAUCAUGUUAAUUUUUUCUUUAUUUUGUUUUUUGCAUUGUACGUUAAACGUCCAUUCUUAACUGCUUUUAUUCCAAUAAUUAAACUAAUAACAUGAAUUAUCAACAAAAGUUAACAUCAAAGUUAUUUGACCUUACCAUAAGCGAAUGUAACAAAAGAAAACACCGAAACUAUAAAAACAAUUAUUAUUAUUGAUUUUCUAUUUUCAUUCCACACCAGCCAAUCAGCAUUUGAAAGCACCAGUUUAUUGGAAGUUAUUUUUAGAAAUUAAAUAAAUCUGACGGCCAUUUGGAAAAUAUGAUCCUAUCCAUCUCACGGAAUUAGUGUCAUAUUUAACCUAAUAGGUUAGGAUUACAAUCUCAAACUUACUGGCCGCAUGAAUCCUUAGACAUCUAUGCGAGGUGUCGAGAGCGAACUUCAUGCAAAUUCUUACUCAAAACUGGCAAUUUUUUAAUUUUCUAAUUUAUGUUGUAUUUACUAGUGUUUUCAGAUGUUUCCUAUAACAAAACAUAUUACAUAUUUAUACAUGUUUUUACACAGAAUCACCACAAGCAAUAACAAUAGUUCCAUACACCACAACUACUGCAAAUCGUAAUCAAUCAGAAAACCACCAUUUUAUAAAUGUUUAAUAACUGCUUAAAUAUCUCAUAUACACAUUGUGCAUGUUAGCAAUGGAAACGGUUGUACUUUAAGCAUAACAGAAUUCCAGAGCGCUAACUUGCACACAACUAAUAACUACAUACACUUUUUUGAAGCUAUCUCAAGUACAAUAGUUUUUAAAAAAAAAUAUACAAAAACAAAUAUAUAUGUAAAAAAUAAAAACAAACAAGUCAAAGUUAAAAAUUCUUUUAUUUUGUAAUAUUUAUAAAUAUUCUAUGUUUUUUACAAAUCAUUGUCACAUUUCCGAAAGUAUUGAUUUUAAAGAUGAUUUCUUUUGUUAUUGGUUAUGUUUACAUUUUGUAACUUUUGUUGAAAUAAUAAUAAUAACAACAUUUAUGUAACAACAACAUUCAUUUUAUCGAUAAAAGAUCUUACCUUAAUACUUAUGAUCAUUAUAUACGAAAUACAAACAUUUGAUACCUUAUAAGUAACACAAUCACCGACCAUUUUCUCUAUAAUAAUAUUUAUAAGUUUCAAGUUUUACUUAAUUAAAAUAUAUAUUAAACAUGCAAUUAUAUUUGUUUAUAACUUAUUAAAUAAUACAAGUUUAUUGUCACCUUUUGGAUACCAUGGUUUUUGUCCGUUGUAGAUAUUAGUUUUUCUUUCGAUUUUUUUGUCUUGCUUAAAGAACCUUAAAAGCAUUUAUUGAAGACAAUUACAAAUGAUAUGGUUAGCGAGAAAGGUAGAGAUCGUGCAUAAAACAUAAAUUAUAUUAAAACUGCAUAUAUCAAAAGAUAUGGGUAAAAUAUGGAAAUGUUUAUUACCGGAAAGAAAAUGAAUGUUUUUAUACUUAAAAAGGAAUGUAUUAGUGCAGUACUUGGAUAAUGUCCUUGAUAAAUGCGAUUUGAAUCUACAUUGUAAUUGUGUUCUACUCUCUCCAUAUACUUAUUUAUUUUAAUAUUUAAUAAAAAAAAUUACGUUCGAAAUUAAA
Messenger RNA from Musca domestica (house fly), 3039 nucleotides. RefSeq names its product leucine-rich repeat-containing protein 59-like. NCBI's taxonomy places the organism in Eukaryota, Metazoa, Arthropoda, Insecta, Diptera, Muscidae. The record is from RefSeq and is a predicted model, not a curated record. Gene Ontology annotation, molecular function: protein binding. The transcript is spliced from 4 exons. Bases 128 to 1102 code for a protein of 324 amino acids.